CAAAGGGUGGAUUUGCAGCAACCAGUAAGGUGCAGUGCUGUUAUCCACCCAAAUGUGAGUAUUUAUAAGACUGAGUUAGGUGGAUAUUUGGCUUCUGAAAAUUUCCUGAAGUGGAACUUAACACUGUUUCAUCAUGACUUCCUACACUAAUAAAGGAGAGAAGCCAGAGAAGGGUCGAUUUGUCAGCUUUCACCACAUCACAUUCUGGGUUGGAAAUGCCAAACAGGCUGCGGGAUUUUACUGCAACAAGUUUGGAUUUGAGCCUUUUGCAUACAAAGGACUGGAGACAGGAAGUCGUGAGAUGGUAUCACAUGCCAUUAGGCAGAAUAAAAUUAUAUUUGUUUUCCAAUCGGCGCUGAACCCUGGUAACAGAGAAAUGAUGGAACAUUUAGGCAAACACGGGGACGGUGCGAAAGACAUUGCAUUCCAGGUGGAAGAUUGUGACUUUCUGGUGAAGAAAGCAAAAGAACAUGGAGCUGUUGUUGUGAAGGAGCCAUGGAUAGAAGGGGAUAGCAAUGGCAAAGUGAAAUAUGCCAUUCUCAAAACUUACGGUGAUACAACACACACCCUGGUGGAGUAUUUGAGUCCAUUUCGUGGUUGUUUCUUGCCCGGAUACAAGGAGCCCCUCUUCAGCGACCCACUCCUUCGCAAGCUACCCUUGGUAAAUCUGAAUUUCAUUGAUCACAUUGUGGGAAACCAGCCAGAUGAUGAGAUGGUACCUGUAGCAGAUUGGUACCAGAAAUGCCUGAUGUUUCACCGCUACUGGUCAGUAGAUGACAAACAGAUCCACACAAACUAUAGCUCCUUGCGUUCCAUUGUCGUGGCAAACUAUGAGGAGACCAUCAAAAUGCCCAUCAAUGAGCCUGCUCCUGGAAAUAGGAAGUCCCAGAUCCAGGAGUAUGUGGAUUACUAUGGUGGAGCUGGAGUGCAACACAUUGCUCUCAACACCUCUGAUAUCAUCCAGUCCGUCACAACCUUAAAAGGCCGUGGGAUGGAGUUCCUGAACACCCCAGACUCCUACUACGAUCAAUUGAAAGAAAAAUUAAAGACUGCGAAAAUCAAGGUGCAAGAGGACAUGAAAAAGAUACAGGAGCUCAAGAUUCUUAUUGAUUUUGACGAUAAAGGCUACCUGCUGCAGAUCUUCACCAAACCUGUCCAAGACAGGCCCACGCUCUUCCUGGAGGUGAUACAGAGACAUAAUCACUAUGGUUUUGGAGCUGGAAACUUCAAGUCAUUGUUUGAAGCCAUUGAGUGUGAUCAAGAUGCAAGAGGAAACCUCACUGCUUACACUGAUAGCAACAAAGUGCCAUUUUAUUAAAAUAACUGGACUUCAAAUCAUAGAGCAUCUUUAAGAACCUCUAAACACUAUUAGUAUUAGGAAUCCUUCAGCAUCCUCAGCUUUUAACUUCCCAAAGUCUUUACAAACUUAAAUCCAAAGGUGCUAUCAGAUAAUCAUGACUUUUAAUUUGUUUUUCUGAGCCCUGCACUGUGAGCUUACAUUUGCUGUCUCCUCAAUUCCUAAAUAUUUGCAUUGUAUUUCACAAUUUUAUUAAUGGUUACAGUAUAUCACGGGUUAUUCCAGAUCACUGAUCCAAAGAGUUCUCUCCCACUUCAAGCACGAUAUUUGCUUAGUACUAACAUCUAUUUGCACCACCACAAGUGUUUGCCACAUACAUUUCCCCCCAUCAAGUACAUGUACUAAUUCACACCUAUUGAUGUGCAAUAUGCAUUUAAAUUGUGGCAUUUGAAUCACACCCAUGUUCAUACAUCUUUGCACUUACACAUAUUGUCCACAGCUCCUGCACACAAUCAUUAACACUUUCACACAGGUCAUGUAAUCUGCCAAUUGACACAACACACACUAUAAAGGUACACAAGCAGGAGGUAAAUAAAUACCCCAUUGGAAGUCCUGAAUUUAACCUGUAAAAUGAGUAUAUUUAAUAAACAUGUCAAACAUA
This is a messenger RNA of Leucoraja erinaceus (little skate), 1958 nucleotides long. It is a transcript of the gene hpda, whose product is annotated as 4-hydroxyphenylpyruvate dioxygenase a. Gene Ontology annotation, molecular function: metal ion binding; lactoylglutathione lyase activity; 4-hydroxyphenylpyruvate dioxygenase activity. The transcript is spliced from 14 exons. Gene Ontology annotation, cellular component: endoplasmic reticulum membrane; Golgi membrane. The coding region runs from base 134 to 1318 and encodes 394 amino acids. The record is from RefSeq and is a predicted model, not a curated record. Gene Ontology annotation, biological process: L-tyrosine catabolic process. NCBI's taxonomy places the organism in Eukaryota, Metazoa, Chordata, Chondrichthyes, Rajiformes, Rajidae.